GGAUGAGCGAAGAAUCUCCAUAGAACUCAAGCUAGGACAUGGAAUGAGUUGAUGGAGCUAAGACCGACAACUGGAUGGAGGUGGAUCUGAAGACCUCCCCCUGUAAGACACGCUUUCUCAAGACCGGUGGGGUGGGGGACUUCAUCUCCCAGAAUUCCUCUUCCAGAGACGCUGGAGAAUUGCCCCAAGGUCGAGGAAGAGGUGCCAGUGGAGCCCCGAGGACCAUAAACGAGUCUCAAAGUCCUCGUUCCUCUGUCCACCUUGUUUUGCAGGAAGAACCUUGGAGAAUUCGGUGGGGUGGAAAUCCCCAAGUCAUCUGUCAGGAAGGCAACGAGCUGAGUAUCCGGGCAUAAAAAGGAGAACUCCCUCUUCCCAGGAACCACAUCUGCGGUGGACCUCCGUAGCAGGAGAACCAAGGAUGGGAAGCUACUUCUGGAAGACCGUGCUGGUGCUUGGGGCUCUUUCAGCCUCUGGACGUUGUGCACUGUCACACCAGUUGUUGAGGUAUGACGAGGCUGUGUCACAGGGAGUGGUCCUCUACAACAGCAAAGCGGAGGAAGACUCGUUCUACCGUCUGCUGGAGGCUGUUCCUCAACCUGAAUGGGAUCCCAAUUCUGAAGGCACCCAAGAGUUGAAGUUCACCAUCAAAGAGACAGUGUGUCCAGCAGGAAAAGAACAUUUUUCGGACGAAUGCAACUUCAAGGAAGACGGGGUGGUCAGAGAAUGCACGGCCACCUAUUUCCUUCAGGAGAAGCCCCCGCUGGCUUUUGUCAGCUGCGACGCCGUGGAGGGAAUAGAGGAAGAAGAAGAGGAAGAGGAGGAGGAGGAUCAACCGGAACGUUUCAAGAAACUGAAGAAGCUUUUUAAGAAGAUCAAGAAAGGCGCAAAAAAAGGCAUCAAGAUAGUCACCAAGACGGGCGCUCAGAUUUUUCUCCAGAAGCAAAUUCUUGGAAAAAUCACAGGAUAACGGAAGAGCCGGCCUCCAGACGUCUUUCGAUCCGAGGAAAAUCAUUUCCGCAUAAAACGACGGGGUGGGGUGGGGUGGGUGGGGA
Molecule: messenger RNA, 1052 nt
Organism: Crotalus tigris (Tiger rattlesnake)
Lineage: Eukaryota; Metazoa; Chordata; Lepidosauria; Squamata; Viperidae
Product: cathelicidin-related peptide Oh-Cath-like
Exons: 4
Coding region: 419-967 (182 amino acids)
Biological process (GO): antimicrobial humoral immune response mediated by antimicrobial peptide; defense response to Gram-positive bacterium; innate immune response
Cellular component (GO): extracellular region
Molecular function (GO): lipopolysaccharide binding
Source: RefSeq, a predicted model, not a curated record